UCUGAGAGCAGUUAAAGAUCAGAAGGCACAUAUUCGAUAAAAUCUUAGAUAUUGGAUAAGGUGCAGGAAAAACUGCAGCCUUAAUCUUUAGCAUUUUAUGGUAAAUAGAAAUACCCUACAAGAAUCUUCCCUUGAAAUCAAAAUAGAUUGUACAACUACCUCACUUACCUACUGGUUAGAAUUAGGAGUACAAAUCUGGGACAAAUCUGUGCCUUAUUGGUGCCAAAAGAUUUUGACACCACAGUAUCAGAAAGAACAAAACCAGGACAGGCUCCUUCUGUUAGUGUUUUGGCGGGCCCAUUUCUCAAAUAUCCUCGUCUCCUCAUAUCCUUCAAUCAGCAAUGGUAGAUUCCUUGGAAGAGGGAACUGAGAACCUGCUCAAUGGUGAUGAGGUUGAGAAUGUUGACCUGACAGGCACGGAGAACGCAUGGAGGCUCAGCUUCAACAAGAUUCCAAGGCCCGAGAGGGAUGAUAGGCCUCAGAGACGAAUCCAUGAUUGCUUUAAUGUAGUACUCGGUCCUGGUGAUGGAGUGGCUGAAUAUUAUCAGCAGCAAGAGGAGAUGCUUGAGGGAUUUACAGAAAUGGAUGCUGUUUCUGAGCAUAAAAAUCGAUGUACCAUGUCCAAGGAAGAUCGUGAUAAGUUUGCAAGAAGUGAGAGGACUGCAAUUCAACUGUCCAACUUGGCAAAUGUUGUACUUUUUGCUGCGAAAAUAUAUGCAUCAAUAAGGAGUGGCUCAUUAGCAAUAAUUGCUUCAACCUUAGACUCGCUGUUGGAUCUUCUUUCAGGCUUUAUUCUCUGGUUCACUGCAUUUAAGAUGCAGUCACCAAAUCCCUAUCUCUAUCCAAUUGGGAAGAAGCGUAUGCAACCAUUGGGAAUUCUGGUUUUUGCUUCAGUAAUGGCUACAUUGGGACUGCAGAUCGUGCUAGAGUCUGCUCGACAACUUGUUUCAAAGGAGCAAGGUUUAUCGUUAGAAGGAGAUAGUUGGCUGUGGGUUGCUGGAAUCAUGGUUUCAGUCACUCUUGUGAAGUUGAUCCUUGUAAUCUAUUGCCGGACUUUUACAAAUGAGAUUGUAAAGGCAUAUGCUCAAGAUCAUUUCUUUGAUGUCAUCACCAAUUCAAUUGGUCUCUUUGCUGCAGUUCUUGCAAGUACAUGGAAGUGGUGGAUAGAUCCAGCUGGAGCAAUAGUGCUGGCUCUCUACACAAUCAGGACAUGGUCAAACACAGUUCUGGAAAAUGUGAAUUCUUUGGUGGGUAAAACAGCUUCACCUGAUUAUUUGCAGAAAUUGACAUAUCUCUGUUGGAAUCAUCACAAAGCGAUACGGCAUAUUGAUACAGUCAGAGCUUACACAUUUGGUUCUCAUUACUUUGUUGAAGUUGACAUUGUGCUACCAAGUGAUAUGCCUUUGCAACAGGCUCAUGACAUUGGAGAAGCGCUCCAAGAAAAGUUGGAAUCUAUUCCUGACAUAGAACGGGCUUUUGUGCAUUUAGACUAUGAAUAUACUCACAGACCUGAGCACGGGAAUGGGCAAUUCUAGUUGUAUAUGAUAGUUUGUAUACUUCAACUAACAUUCCCAAUAUUUUCCUCCUUUCAUGUAAACCUAUUAUUGCAAACCGAUAUCUCUCUUUCAACAUGAUAUGUAGUCACUGUCAAUGCUUGGUGGUGUAGUUUUUGUUUUGAAGUAUUUGACAAAAAUCUUUGAAGAAAUUGUGCUUUAGUUUCUU
Messenger RNA from Cryptomeria japonica (Japanese cedar), 1722 nucleotides. RefSeq names its product metal tolerance protein 5. Gene Ontology annotation, molecular function: monoatomic cation transmembrane transporter activity. Gene Ontology annotation, cellular component: membrane. The record is from RefSeq and is a predicted model, not a curated record. NCBI's taxonomy places the organism in Eukaryota, Viridiplantae, Streptophyta, Pinopsida, Cupressales, Cupressaceae. Gene Ontology annotation, biological process: monoatomic cation transport; transmembrane transport. The transcript is spliced from 7 exons. Bases 342 to 1535 code for a protein of 397 amino acids.